Molecule: messenger RNA, 1868 nt
Organism: Micromonas pusilla CCMP1545
Lineage: Eukaryota; Viridiplantae; Chlorophyta; Mamiellophyceae; Mamiellales; Mamiellaceae
Exons: 2
Coding region: 62-1789 (575 amino acids)
Biological process (GO): protein phosphorylation
Cellular component (GO): cytoplasm
Molecular function (GO): protein serine/threonine kinase activity; ATP binding
Source: RefSeq, a predicted model, not a curated record
CGGCGCGCAGGCGAGGAGCGCGCGCGCCUCCUCGCCCGUCCCUCCCUCCGCAGAAGUCGUCAUGAAGUCCAUCCGGAACGCGCUGAACGCGGCGGCGGAGACGCUCAGCGUCAAGACGCCGUCGUCCUCCUCCUCCUCCUCCUCCCCGCACGACCUCCGCGGCAAGGUGGUCUCCGUGGGCGCGAUGCGCAUAAAGUGCGGAGACGCGAUCGCGGACGGCGGCAUGGCGACGGUGUAUCGCGGCAGAGUCCUGGACGACCCGGGGAACAACAUCAGAGACGUCGCGGUGAAGCAGAUGCUGCUGCCGCACGACUCGAGCGUCAGCGAGCUCGACGCGCGACGCGAGGUGGAGCUCCACGCGCGGCUGAGCCAUCACGAGUGCGUCGUCGCGCAGCUCGCGCACGACGUCCGCCUCGUCCCGCUCCCGGGCGGCGACGGCGACUGCUACCGCGUCCUCGCCGUGCUCGAGCUGUGCUCCGAGAGCCUCGCGGACGCGCUCGCGACCGCGGCGUCGCGCGGAGAAUACAUGGAAGAAACGGAAGCGCUGCGAGCGUUUCACGCCGCCGCGUCGGCGAUCGCGCGCAUGCACGCGGAGACGCCGUCGCCGUUGCUCCAUCGUGACGUCAAGCCCGAGAACGUCCUCCGCGCGCGCGACGGCGACGGCGGCGGUUGGAAACUGUGCGACUUCGGCAGCGCGCGCGUCGGGUGCGUGCCGCUCGCGACCGCGAACGACCGCGCGCGCGCGGAGGCGGAGAUGGUGCGAGUCACGACGCCGCCGUACCGAUCGCCGGAGCUGUGGGACGCGUUUCGAUUCGCGGAGAUCGGGCCGCCGUCCGACGUGUGGGCGCUCGGGUGCGUGCUGUAUCAGGCGCUGUUCAACGCGCUGCCGUUCGGGGCGGAGUCCAGGAUGGCGGCUCUGAACGGCACGUUCACGAUCCCGAAGCAUCGAUCAUCUGGCGCGGGCGGCGCGGCGGGCGGUGGGAACGGACGGAGCGACGCGGCCGUGGAGUUGACGCGAGCGACGCUCGUCGUGGAUCCGAUGCGCCGCGUCACCGCGGCGGCGGCGGCGAAUCGCGCGAGGGCGCUCAUCACCGGCGAAGGCGUGGACGACGACGCGUGGAGACGGAUGGUGGCGAAGGCUUUGGGCGGCGGCGGAGGAGGUGGGGGGGGGGAUCCGAGCGCGCCGCCGCCGCCGCCGAUGACGCGCGCGGGGAGCGGCGGCGGGGCGACGGCGGCGACGACGACGACGGUGCCGGCGACCGACGGCGGGUGGGCUGAUUUCGGCGCCGCGCCGCCGCCGGUCGCGGCGGCGCCCUCGCGCGGCGGGAGCGGCAGCGGCGGGGGCGACAACGACGCGACGUGGGCUGCGUUCGACGACGUGGCGGCGUCGAGCGCGACGACGACGACGAGCCGUCGCGGAGGAAGCGACGGCGGCGGCGCCGCCGCCGGAUUCGGGUUCGGCGACGCGUCGACGUGGGCGACGUUCGACGCGUUCGCGGCGCCUCCCGCGCCGCCGUCGCCGUCGAUCACGCCGCCGCCCGUCCGCAUCCCCCCGCCGGCGCCGGCGCCGCACGUCGCGGUUGCUGCUGACGUGGCAACUGACGUGGCAACUGGACUCGCGUCUCGGGUCGCCGCGCUCGAGACCGAACUCGCGGCGUCGGCGGAGCGAGAGCGCGCGUUGACGACGAGGCUGGCGGACGCGAAGCUCGCGUUGCGGGACGAGCAGAAGGAGGUGGCGCGGUUGCAAGGGGAGCUCUCCGCGGUCAGGAACGCGAUGAAGCUCGGGUGAGGCGGCGACGGCGUGGCGCGACGCGCGCGAUAGAUAGCAGCCGGCGCGUUAAAGCGGCGAGACGUCUCUCUCUCUCUCU